Molecule: messenger RNA, 813 nt
Organism: Fusarium falciforme
Lineage: Eukaryota; Fungi; Ascomycota; Sordariomycetes; Hypocreales; Nectriaceae
Product: CsbD domain-containing protein
Exons: 2
Coding region: 274-813 (179 amino acids)
Source: RefSeq, a predicted model, not a curated record
GUUUGCAAUGACAUCACCGAAAUCCCGUUUCACGGUCGCGAUGGCCAUGGAACUGGAAACUUCAUCGCGCCUGCAGCUGCCUUGUUGCACCUGCCUGCCUUCGUGAACAACUUCCUCUGUUCAGCUAUAAAGAUCCUUCCUCUCCUCGUCUCCCUCCCAUCUUCUCUUCUCCAUUCCAUCUACAAACCAAACCUCAAGACCAAACACACCAUUCCAGCCUCAACAAUCCAUCAGCCCAACAACCAAACCAUCUACACCUUCACACCAGUCAAAAUGGCCGACAACAACUCUUCCACCCUCAAGUCCUACGUCGACUCCGCCACCGGCGCCGUCCAGAACGCCAUUGGCAACCUCACCGGCAGCACUGGCGACCAGGUCCAGGGCGAUGCCAAGAAGCAGAAGGCUGAGGCCGAGCACGAGGCUUCCCACACUACUGCCAAGCUCCCCGGUGCCACCCUCUCCGGCUCGGGUGCCGUCGCUAAGGAUAGCUCUGACCGCACCGAGGGUUCUUGGAACCAGACCGCAGGCGCCACUAAGGAGGCUAUCGGUGGACUCAUCGGCAGCGAGUCCCUGAAGAACACCGGCCGUCAACAGAACCUCGAGGGCCAGCAGCAGGAGGCCAAGGGUCAACUCAGCGACCUUGGCUCUGGCAUCGGUGACCGCGUCCAGGGCACCGUCGGCAGCGCCGUUUCCAACAUCACCGGCGACAAGCAGGACGAGGCUCACUACGACCAGCUGCACGCCGAGGGCAAGACCCGACAGCGCGGUGUCGAGCAUGACCUUCAGAAGAAGGCUGAGGCUGAGCAGAAGUAG